Molecule: messenger RNA, 7676 nt
Organism: Nymphalis io (European peacock)
Lineage: Eukaryota; Metazoa; Arthropoda; Insecta; Lepidoptera; Nymphalidae
Product: protein qui-1
Exons: 31
Coding region: 269-5263 (1664 amino acids)
Molecular function (GO): protein binding
Source: RefSeq, a predicted model, not a curated record
AGUUAGAAGGACGUAUUCUCGCGCAAUGCAUACGCGCGCACCGCGUAAAGGAAAUACAAAAAUUAUGAAUUAAAAACUGUGAAAAAUCGUCUAAUUUCAAGUGAAUUAAAAUUAAAUUAAAAGUUUUUAUUAAGUGUCAGUGUGUACAUGGAUUUUCAGUGAUUGUGAUUUGUGUAACGAAGAACGUACUUUUUUUGUUGAGACAUAAAUAAUAAUGCCGUGGUGUGGGAUGAGUGCAGGUUGAGGUAAGGGCUGGAGGGAGCGCGAGAUGAGCGCUCCGGAGCCAUUAGUGCUUCAAGCGCUGCAGGGUUAUACCGAACAGAGUGAUAAGUGGCCUGGACCUCGCGCUGUGAAAAUUUAUGUAGCAUCCGUGUACAAUGAUUUCCGUGAGGAACGACGUCAAAUUCUUGAGCUCGUUGGUCCUGAAUUGCAAUCCACAUACGAUGAUCGAUAUAUCGAGUUCGAGUUUGUGGACAUGCACUACGGGACCGACGGCGGAGAUGAAACUAAUCCCGCGUUGCUUCGAUACCAUCUCGACGAGAUAAGAUGCUGUAAUAACACCUCGAAAGCUGGAUAUUUUCUUUGUUUCAUCGGUGGUGACGCUUCCACUUACCAGCCGAUACUUCCGUUCAAGAUCGAUGUUGAUUUAUUCGAACAGUUGGUCAAGUCAGAUUCCGCACAAACCGCCCUACUACGAGCUUGUUACAAAAUUAAUGACGACGGAACUUACCACCUUGAAGGCGAUGAGAAAUGGUACAGUGAUUUACAUGAACGAGAAGAACAGCGGAAGAAGCUGUCGACAGUUCAGAAGGUGUUUAAUACGCUAGCGCUAGAAGCGCUGGAAGCUGGCACUAAUAUCACCGAAUUAUUAAAAAGCCCCGUGGAGAUACAAUGCGAACUGGCACUCGAAUUAUUAUUGAAUGGAAAACACCCCAAAGGUCUGAUAGCUGUGUUGAGAGACAUUCCAGAUUUGGAGCCCGACGACUCCAAACUAACAGCAUUAGCACAUGAAAGAUUAAAAAAACUACAAAAAAAGUUAGAAGAUCUUUUACCUGAAACACACGUUAUUAGACUUGAAGCAACAUCAGCAGAUUCUUCUCGAACGGAUGUAGCUUCGGAUAAUGAAGAGAAGUUGUCGCCCUUUAGGGAGGGAGUGCAGGCUGUGGUGGGUUCGCUGGUCGACGAUAGCCUCAGCACUGAACCUGAUCAGGGCAAAGGCAGAAAAAAGACUGUACAGGAAGUUUUUCUGGAACAUAUUACUCACCUUAGGAUAUGCAUAGAACAUAAUGAACUAUAUAAGGUUACUGUUAAACAAAUUGAAAACGCAGCUAGAACUAUAUUAAAUAAUGCCAAAGAAAACUACGAAAGUCGGUCACGGCAUCCCCCAGUGCUGAUAUAUGGUCCCGAUGCUUCCGGUAAAAGUUCGCUGUUGACUCAUCUAUAUUUCAAAUUUGAGGAAAUUUUUCCGAAACCUGUCUUGAGGAUAAUACGUUUUUCGGCAUCAACGCCACGAUCAGCUUACAAUCUAGAACUGCUAAGAGUUAUGUGCCAACAAAUAUCCAUUAUCUUGAACAUUCCGGAAGGCUAUCUCCCAAAAGACGCAAGUUUCGAUCCACUAUAUAUAAAUAACUGGUUUCAAAGUUUAUUACGACGUUGCGAAGAUAUGGAAAACGAAAUUCUGCUGAUUUUUAUCGACAACGUUCAUAGAGUGAAUCCAUUGGAAUGCGAUAUCGUGACAGGCUUAUCCUGGCUACCCAUGUCAUUACCGAGAAAUGUUUUCUUAGUUUGUACUAGUGCAGUGUCUUUGGAACUACUACAAUUAACCCCGGCUCAAAAGGAAAAGUUCAAAGUUCAAAAUUGUUAUUACUUGUUGGACGCGCUAGACGAUACUCCUGAUAACAACAGCUCCGGUGACUAUAUUGAUGGUGCUUUUGACAAUUUAGAAGUCGUCUUCGGUUCAAAAGCCUUCAGUAAAUUGGCUGGUUACAUAACUUGUUCCGAGUUCGGUCUUACAGAACUCGAACUGUUGGAACUUUUGAUGCCAACUAGCAAUAGCGAAGCUGUUAUUACACUCAAGGACGCCAACUAUAACUUUUCUACUUUAUGUGUCGCUAAAUAUAUGAUGAAGUCAGUAAUAGCGGAGACCGUGGUGUCGGGUAGGAGUACGGUGCGAUGGCGCGCGGCCGCGGCGAGUGCGCGUGCACGGCGCCGCUACGUGCGCGUGCAAAGCGCGCUGCGUGACGCGCACUCCGACCUCGCUGCGCUACACUUCGCCAACUUCCUCAACGACGCUGACGACACUGACACUUCGGAAACACAGGAACCCGGCAAGUUCAACUCUCAUUCCCAGCGACAUCUAUUUCCAGUCGGUUGCGUUGACGAUGACGCACUUCUGGACUCCACGCCCUUCCACUCCGCUAGCAGAACUGCAGCGGCAUUUACACAGAGACACGUGGAAGAGUCUUGGCUGCAUCUCCUACUCGCCGGUGACUUCUCAAAACUAAAAGACCUAACUGUCUGCAAUUUUGACUUCUUACUCGCCGCUGUGCAAACAGUAACGAUAUCCUACCUACGUUGUAUUCUUGAACACGUCCGUUGUUAUAUCCUGGAUAGAGACGUGGAGCUAGUUUACGGCGCAGUGAGAAAAUCCAGCGACAUUCUCACUAGGGAUCCUAUGCAAUUAGGUGCUCAGAUAAUAGCGUGGCUGCGGCCUGCGGUGGCGCGGCGCGGUGUGCUCGCCACCCUCGUUACAGCCGCCAUGGCGUGGUGCGACGGUUACGACAAGCCGCUGCUGGUACCACUCAAUGGAUGGCUACAUCCACCAAUAGCAUCAACGGUCCGAGUAGUAUCAGUGGGUGGUUCAACUCCAGGAGCUGGAGUGCGGUUACUCCAACUCGCACCAUCAGGACAGCACUUGGUGCUGGCACCCUCUGCUGGUGAUCCGCAGCUAUGGCACGUGAUGUCUAAUUCGAAAGUGCAUACUUUCAAAGGUCACUCCGGGCGGAUAUUAUGUAUGUGCGUCACGCGCGAAUCUCAGUAUCUACUAACCGGCUCUGAAGACACGAGCGUCGUUGUGUGGGAUCUCCAUACUUUGGCUGUCAAGACGAAAAUCUUAGAGCAUAUAGCACCCGUGCUGUGUGUGGCGGCUAUUGUCAAUCGUUCACUGGUUAUCAGCGGCGGUGAAGAUUCAGCUGUAAUCGUGACGUCAUUAGUUGAUGGGGCUUUGGUAACAAAACUUGAUCACCAUCGUGGACCAGUCACGGCUGUUAAAGUAAUCCAAGAUGGCGACAUCUUGGUCACGUGUUCGCAAGAUGGCACCGUAUGCACGUGGAAUGUGGAUAAUUUUACACUACUCAGCACUGUCUCAGCUGGCGUUCCGAUUCACGCAAUGGAAGUUACGGAAGACAAUGUAUUCCUGGUUACACUUCAAGGCGAAAAUGAACUGCAUAUACGAACGUUUAUAACAGGAACGCAUUUACAUGUACUGAAGAGACAUAAGGCUAAGGUGAAAUGUUUCUGCGUGGGACACGAUUCGUCAAGAGCUGCCGUUGGUUGUGCUGAUCAACGAAUAUACGUGUACAGCUUGCAUAGCGCACAGCUCCUUCGAACAUUAGCGGCUGCUCAUGAUUUAUCUGCUCUCGCCAUUGCUGAUAAAGAUCAUUUCCUAUUAGCUGCUGGUGGCAACAGAGUCACGAUAUAUUCAUUCCACACAGAAGAUAACCUGACUAACUUUAGACCUACCAAGCAAUUGAAACGACGGCAGACGAAAUCAACGACGAAUAUUACCAUGUUACAAGCGGAACAAAGUGAACUGAUCCCAAUAAGCUGCUUAGAAGUUUCUCGUGACGGACAACUCGCAGCCAGCGGCUGUGCUCGAGGAUUAGUACGGGUCUGGCAACUUUCCACUCAUCGUCUUCAGACCACGCUUAGCGGACAUAUGGGACACAUCACGUGCGUCACAUUCAGUCCCAAUAACCUCCUGGUGUUGAGUGGCUCUGAGGACAGAACAGUAGUUGUUUGGCAAUUAGCAGACAACUCUCCAUCUUUAACGUACAAGGGUCACCAAUCGGCCCUACAAAUAUUGUUGAUGAUGUCUGACGGUCGACGAGCGCUGUCAGGUGAUCGUGCACGACGCGUACAUGUAUGGCUUGUGGACUCCGGCAUCGUUCUGCAUUCCGUCACCUUCCCUUCGACCAGCAUUGACGUAACACUGAAUAUGAAGUUUGCAGUAUUAUCUGAUGGUGAAAAUUCGGUCCGUAUCUGGGCUUUGGCCGAAGGAGAUAGUGUGGAUGAGAAGCGUUCCGUCUCGCACGCAGAGCGAGUCACGUGCUUCGCUCUUACAGCCGACUCGAAACAUAUCGUAACUGGCUCCAUGGAUAUGUCACUUAAAGUUUGGCAACUCGAUGGUGGAAAAUUAUCACAGGUUCUCGUCGGUCACUCAGACAUUGUGACAUGUGUUGCCGUCUCAAUUACGAACAAAACUCAAGUCGUGUCUGGAUCCUGGGAUUACAAUCUGAUCGUCUGGGACAUUAAUACUGGAUCAGACGUCCACCUCCUCUCUGGUCACUUAGGGAAAGUGACGUGUGUCAAGGUGACCGGUGAUGGAACGAUUGCUGUUUCUGGCGCGGAAGACAAAACCCUUAUCAUUUGGGAGACAAAACGAGGUCUCGCCCUCACCUCGCUCGCUCUCCACGUCCCUCUUUUGGGUUUCCAGAUAACAAGUGAUUGUUCUCGUAUCGUCGUACACCUGUUGGACAGAGGUUGCUUGCCAAUCAUCUGCCUCCACAAUACGCCCGCUACAUACGUAAAAAUACCUACGUACGCCGCGCCCACCAAAGACGUUGAUGAACUGCGACCAUUAGCACCGAAACGUCCGAUGAGAAGAUUGCUCAAGAAGGAAGUAUCUUUAGACACAUACACUUGGCAGAAGAAAUACGGACACCUGACAUCGGCCGCCAUGAUGGCACAAGUGGACGAACGGUUGAAGAGACGAUUUUCUGUGUCAGCAUCUAUGGAAGAGAUCUCAAAAAUUCAAGAAGCGAAAAAUAAAGAUUUAGGUUCACAGGUGAGCCUGGGCCCUGAACAGGCAGCAAUUGCCCAAUCACAGCAUUUCGAUCAGCUCGAAGCGCUUUGGAAUAAAAUAUCCCCUCCAAGGCGACGGUCGAAUAAGUCAUUGUCAAAACAAAGUUCGCUGAUUGAAAGACUUGAUUCCUCUGACGAAGAUCACACUCCGGUUGAAGAACAAGAACAUAUGGUGGAGUAAUUUAGGCUUUAUCGAAUUAGCGUAAUUUGUCAUUAGUCUCAUUAGUUUUAUCUUAGAUUAACUUUUUAAUGAGCUGGUCUCAAUUUGUUUUGCUCUAUUUAAAUAUCUGUUACAAAUUUAAUAUUAUUAUUUAUGUAAUAUAUAUCGCAAAAUAUAAUUUUAACUAUUAUUAUUCGUUUGUUGAUUAUUUAACGUAUGCAACUAAAGUUUUAUAGAAGUUAGUUUUCUUGAAUCAAUAAGUUUACACUGAUCAUGCCUUGCGGGCAAAUUGGACGGCAGAGAUACAAUAUUAUCCUUAUUGUAUGAUUCAUUCGAUUAGUUGAUUUUGUCCUUGCAGUCUUAGAUAAAAACAAAUAAUAAUCUAAAUGAAAUUAAUAUAUUUAAUUUUCAAUGUCAAUGUUAAAUUCAUUAUCAACAUUAAAAGUGCGUAAAGAAGAGAGGAAUAUCUAGAAGCUUCUAUUUGACUAGAUAUUUUUUGUAAGUCAAGUUUUUCAAAUAUGAAGUUUACGCAAUUAAAAAAAUACGAAUUGCAAAGAAAAUACUUAAAUUAACUGACAUAAAAAAUCUUCGUGCACUUUCCAGUGAUAAUGUUAAUCUUAUUUAAAUAACUCGUCUUGACAAUUUUCGACAUGUCACUAUCUAACACACGUCUCUUAAUUAUUAAGACAGAGAUAGAACACUUAACAACUAUUAAUUUAUUAUAAUUAUUAAACUAGUAAUUAAUGUCUCUGUCUUUUUCUCAUUUAGUUUAAUUUGGUAGUAUAUAUAGCGUACAGUACAGUACAGUAUGUAUAGCGUACCUAAGUAACUCUAGACUUCCAGCCUCUAUGCAAUGUGAUCUUGUAGAUUAGCACUCUUGGACCAGUUUCUUUUAUUAAUUGAAGUUUUUAUUGUUAUUAUUUGUUUAAAAAAAAAAAAGUAUAUUCCUUUUUUAAUUCUUUGUAAUUCUUAAAUACCUUAAACUGGUCCUUAUUUCUAUUUAGAAUAAAGUACAUUUUAAUGCUACUAUUUUAACGUAGAAUUGAAUUAGAAUAAUAAUAAUAAUAAACACGUUUUUAAAAAUAUUAUAAUAGCACCAUUUUAUAUCUUCAUUUUAAAAAUUUCGCUUAAAUUAUAAUUGUUAAUAAAUUCAUUUUAAUUUUUUUUUUAGAAAUUCGUUUAAAUGAUUUUUUUAACAGAUUUCGAUUGCCUUCAUUAAUAUUUCAUCAAAAAGGUGGUUUCAUCAAAUGGUUUCGUUUUAUAAAAUUUAAUAAUUUUCAAAAGUUUAGUAGAAAUUACAUUAAAUUAAUAGUUUUUGAAUAUAAUAUAAGCUUAAAGAAUAGUCUCCCCGAUCGCUGUGCCCUCAGAACGAAUAGUGAUUUAUAAAUGUUAGGCAUGGUAACACUGACUUAAACAAAAAAGGGACUUUGAAAUUAAUAUUAAAAAUUUUACCAGUGUAAUGUGAGAACAUAAACAUUAGAACAGCUUAACAUAUUAAAUUAAAAUUGAUAUAUGUAUAAAUGCAUUGUCGCAUACCAUUUCUAAAUUACUCUCUGUUCUAAGGUUGUAUCGAACUAGUUUUCCAAACUGUGAUCCCUUAUAAAGACUUCUAUAUAUGUACAUUAAAGUUACCCCUACGAAUAACUUAGCGUAUGUUACAUUUUAAUCUAGUUAACACCUAGUCUGUAGACUUGCAUGUAGUACAACUUCAUUAAGCAAACUUAAAUCAUGUUAAAUAAAAUUGUAUCUUAUGUUUAUCAACUUAGUCGAUUUCUAUUGAAAUUUAUUUGAUGGCAUAUAUUCGUUUAUAACAAUAAUGUAAAUUCAAUUUUUCGAAUUUUAUCUUCUGUUCAGCGUGGUAAAAAAAAGUUGAAAUUUUUACUAAAUUCGUAGAAAUCGUUAUUAUUACUAAAUUAUUAGAUGUUAUACAGAUUAGGAAAUGCAAUAAUAUUUCAUAAGUAGAUGCACUUACUUGUAGUUGUUUAAGCUUUAUGACUAUUGAAGUUUCUUUGAAGUCCUACGACUGUCACAAAUUUCUUGAACUAUGCUUUAUCUAAACAUUUUAUUUGGUGUUUGCAUUAAGAGACAAUUUUCUAAACCUCACGUAUUUUUUAUAACAAUAUGCAUUAUUAAUUUUUUGAACAGCAACACUAUGUUAUUUGACAUUCGAAAUGAAAAAAAAUAAACAUUUUAUUAAUCUGUGGCGUUAAUGGUUAUGAUAAAUUGUCUCUUGCAUAAGGUCACGUUUAUACGUACGCAAUAAUGUAUGGUAAUUAUAGACACUGUCACCUUGUUAACUAUUUGUAUAGAGUUUUAUAUAUUCGUGGUUUCCUAUUCCUCACAGGAGUGAGUUUUAUUUUGGACCUGUCGUGAUGUUAUAUCUGAAAUAUAUUCUCUGUGUUUCUUACAAAGUGUUCAUUUUUUAUUUCAUACC